Molecule: messenger RNA, 210 nt
Organism: Blepharisma stoltei
Lineage: Eukaryota; Ciliophora; Heterotrichea; Heterotrichida; Blepharismidae
Source: the annotation of a GenBank genome assembly
AUGCGUUGGCUGAAAUAUUUUUUUCCUCUAACAAACCUCUUGCCAUAUUUAGGUCCGGGGGCGGCUGAGACUGAUUCAUUGCUAAAUCUUCUAGUGUCUUCAGCAAAUCAAAUUUUAUUCCUUCGAGCACACUCUUGUAAGACACCCUCAAUUCCUUUAAGGAGCCUUCACAGUUAUACAAAGGAUGGAGUUGCGGAUUUUGUAUGAUAA